AAAAAGUGCAUCGAGUAAUCCGAUUCUUGCUAAAGCUCGCCGAAUUGAUCGUUCAUCUCCUGGAUAUAAUGUAGAAGAUCUAACUGAUCUUUUUGAUGAUAAUGACAAUGAACAGGAUAUUGUUAAUGCUUCUAAUGAUACGGUAACCUUUAACCCAGCUGCUAUUAUUAGGUCUGGUCUAAAAAACGUCAGAACAGUUGAUACUGCUAUAAACAUUUUACGAAUUCGUGGAAGAUUUCUUACAAAAAACUACACAAAUUUGACAGGGUUAAAUGAUUCAAUCAAUAUUAAUAAUCUUGACCCAAAUGUUAUGCGCUCAAGUGAUAGUAAUGACGAUAAUCUUUUGAAAAUGUGGCAAAAUACUAUAACUUCACACAAAACAACUUUCCGUCAUAACAAUAUUCCUAUCUUUGAAAAUGAGCCUCUACUAAAUACCUUU
Molecule: messenger RNA, 439 nt
Organism: Dentiscutata erythropus
Lineage: Eukaryota; Fungi; Glomeromycota; Glomeromycetes; Diversisporales; Gigasporaceae
Source: the annotation of a GenBank genome assembly